Molecule: messenger RNA, 4742 nt
Organism: Nasonia vitripennis (jewel wasp)
Lineage: Eukaryota; Metazoa; Arthropoda; Insecta; Hymenoptera; Pteromalidae
Product: neurotrimin
Exons: 12
Coding region: 426-1643 (405 amino acids)
Cellular component (GO): neuron projection
Source: RefSeq, a predicted model, not a curated record
CUCAUUAGUAAUUAGUCUAAUUUCUUCUUCUCCUCGAAACCUUUUACUCACUCUGUUUGCACCUAGUAUAAUAAUCAGCUUAAUUGGAGUCAAGGUUGAAGAAUAGUGCGCGCGUGUGUUUCUCAACUGAACUGAACCGUAAAGUAACUAGAGUCCGAAAGUGUCAAAGUGCCAAGUGUCGCGUAAAUAGCUAGCGUACAGUGAUAUUAUAUCAAUUUGCUGUUCAAUCGAGCAAAAGCGACGUUCGUCUCUACCUUCUACACAUAUACAAGGGCUACAAGGCUACGUACAAGUUUUUUAGAGGAGGAAAGCUGAACGAAAUAACGUCAAAAGGUCGCCAGGCCAGGAAUUUCCAGUUUUACGGCAAGAAUUCUAAUCACCACGUGUCACACGACGUCUCGACACCGGAGGAAAAUGAUUCGCAGAUGCCCAUCCUGGCGGAGCCGAUACUCAACGUCACGGUCAGCGUCGGCCGGGACGCCCUGCUCGCCUGUGUCGUCGACAACCUGCGAAAUUACAAGGUCGCUUGGGUUCGGGUAGACACCCAGACGAUUCUCUCGAUACACCGCAACGUGAUCACGCAAAAUCCUCGGAUAUCGCUCUCGGUCACCGAUCACCGCACCUGGUAUCUCCACAUAAAAAACGUCCAGGAGAUCGACAGGGGAUGGUACAUGUGUCAAGUGAACACGGACCCCAUGAGAAGUCGCUCGGGCUACCUGCAGGUCGUCGUGCCGCCGUCUUUCGUUACCAAGGAGACCAGCACGGACAUGGUUGUGCGGGAAGCUUCGAACGUGACGCUGACUUGUAAGGCGACUGGAUAUCCCGAGCCCUACGUUAUGUGGCAGCGCGAGGACAGCAAAAACAUCAACUACAACGGAGAGAGCGUCGACGUUGUCAAUGGAGAAGUACUGCAUAUCACAAAAAUUAGUCGUUUGCACAUGGGCGCAUAUCUGUGUAUCGCUGCUAAUGGAGUACCUCCAAGAGUCAGCACGAGGGUCGUUUUGAAAGUGCAGUUUCCGCCAAUGUUAUCCAUACCCAAUCAAUUAGAGGGAGCCUAUAUUGGGCAGGAUGUGACUUUGGAAUGUCACACGGAAGCUUAUCCUGAUUCAAUUAAUUAUUGGACCACCGAGCACGGCACCAUGAUUGUUUCAGGCAAUUAUCGCUCGGUCGUAGGUGACAAAUACGAGGCAGAAAUUACGAAAAGUGGAUAUAAUCAGUAUAUGAAAUUGAAAAUUCGAAACGUUGGGCCUGAAGACUUUGGCUCUUACAAAUGCGUCGCUCAGAAUUCGCUCGGCGGUACUGACGGCGUCAUCAAGUUGGAUGAAAUUCCAGCACCAUCGACUACUACUCCAGCGUCAAAUCACGUGACUUAUUCCAUUAGGAAAAAUGGAAAAAAUGGUAAUAGAAAGCUGCACAAUCGUCCGAACGACUAUGAAGUAGAGGAAUGGCGAGAUUCAGAUUACAAGCGUGAGUACGGCAUGCCUUCGACGAGGCCAGGCGAAGGUGACGACGGGGAGGACAGCGACGACCUGCCGUCCUCGGGAGCUUUGAGCCUGGCACCGACGUCGGGGCCGGAGGUCGCGUUCUCGCUCUUCCUACUGCUGCUCUCCCAGGUGCUUGUGCCGGCGCUAGCCCGCAGGUGAUUGCCCGAGCAGCAGCAGCUGCCGACGAGCUUCUUCCACAUAGGUAUUCUUAGCCAAGUUAACGAGCGCGCCGUCGCCGUCGCCGGGGACGACGACAAGCCCAAAGACGCGGCGAUGACUGAUCGCAGUGCUGCACUGCGGAUAAAUAAUGCAUGAGCCCGCCCCGUCGCGCACGCCAAGCUUUUUCGCGUCCGAACGGGUGUGAAAACAAAACAAACUUAGGCUACGUAUAUAAAUAUGACUUAUAUACAUAUAUCGCGUAUGUCUGUGUAUAACCCCGAGAGUUCGCGUGCGUGUGAGAGAGUGCAACGUGUAAAAAUGCAGAAGGUCGAGGGCGAUGACGAUAGCGCAUUAAAUUAUUUUCGUACUGACGACUGUAUACUAAUGUAUGUACAGGGAAGGCCAGAUGCCAAGCCAUCGCGUUUGACGGCCUCGCGAGCUCGCGUGCCUUCCUCAUAUGAGUUCCUCCUGAGAGAGGAAGGACCGCGCGCAAACAGCGCCGCCACACGGCGAGCUUAACAGUCUCAUCUUCCCUGUACUACGCUCUGCGAGUACGGUUACGCACUUCGCAUUGCGGGAUAUGAAUUGAUGCCUGGUUAAACUUGUGAUGCAGCGUGCCCGGAAGCUCCGUGUCUCAUUGAGUGACGCCAAGGGAUGUAGGAAUACCAAAGUCGAAUCAAGUAUCAAAACUAUUAUAACAGUCCUUUUAUAUUACAACACUGAAUGAGACAUCGCUCUGGGCAUCCGUAACGUUCAGCUGGCAUAGGAUGAAACAAACGACACGCGUACAAGAAAUUUUUGCCUUAAAAAGGAAGCAUCAAAAUUUUUCAUUGACACACGCUCAUAGUUCUCGACUUCAGAGCCAACAAAAGCAACCGUUCAUAACGAGAUUUGCGAACUUCUUUUGUAUCCACGAAACAGUUUUGAACAACUACCAUACGCUUGGAGAUGGAGGGGAAUCGCGGUAAGCAAAAUGUUUCUUGUAAAUGUGUUAAGCUAGUGAAUUAUGUCAACGCGAACGAUUCGUACUAAACGUUUGCGACUUAGUGUACGUGGAAAAACACUUGCCGUUUUUCUUUGAAAAGCCAAAAGAAAUUACCAUUUUUAUACUCAAAAAAAAUAACAUCUUUUCAUACGACACUCGAAUAAACAGCUGAAUUGUUUCUUUGGUCGAACGAUCGAUCGACUGCAUAACUCAAUUACUAGUUAGUUGUUCAAGAGCGAAGUAUAAAUUCAUUGUCAUCUACAGUAUGAUAAACGUGGUGAAUUUUUCCUAGAAAAUCGCAAGUGAAUAACUGCUAUUUUGUAUCAUACAAAGUAAGAAGACGAAUUAUUAUAGGAGAAAAACUGGGAGAACCAAGGUUUGAGCAGACGACUGAGAAAAAAAAUUUUGGAAAACUAUUGUACUUUGAAUUUGAAAUUUCCAAUUGUUUCGAUUUCCACUUUUCUCCACUCGCCAAUUUUUACGACUUACGACUGUCAAUCUAUCAACAAGGCUGAACAUUGCAUACCAAUCGCAGGAGAAUUUUUUCUCGUUUGAUAAGGUCUCUUGUGUAACGUCGUUUUAAUAACUCGAUUGCGUUUAAAUGCAAAGUGUAAAACAGUUUACAAAAUUUUAUUCUCAUAAUCGUUCGAGAAACUUAGAUUACAUGUAUUAUAAAUAAAUAAAUAAGUGAAUAAACAAAUAAAUAAAUAAAUGGUAGAAAAGAAACGUGUGUGUAUAUAUUUGUGUAAUCGAACGAAUGUAUAUGCCUGAAACGCGCACAGUUUAUGGCGAAGUCACUUGGAAAUCUCAUCGUAUACGUACCAAAGUUUAUUUCGAGUUCUCUAACAGCUCCGGUACACGCGAACACAACGAUUCAUCGAUCCGAGUGUUAGUUAAAUACCGUUUCUUUCAGUGAAGGUUUCCGUCGUGGGAUCUGUAAAUACUGUAUAGUCAUAGACGAGCGUGCUCUUCUUUUAUUGCUAUACAUUAUACUAUCAAUUUCUUCCAAAGUCCUCGAAACGUAUAUCAUACUUAGUUUAUUAGAAUUUUUUUUUUGUCAAAAUUAUUAUAUUUCAAAAGGUGUGAUACGAACGCAGUGCAACUAUCGAAACGAUGCUGUAGCUAUCCAAGUGGCUAGAACUUAUUAUUUGUUAUGCGCAUAGACGUAGUAAUCUAAUUGCCAGAUGAGUAAAGUAGUAGUUUAUUAAAGACAAAAAUAUAAACAUAUUUAAGCGAGAUGUACUCACAAGUGCUCACGCUCUAGUGUCAUAUGGGACUCGAAAAACGCUUACGCAAGUAUUAAAUAGUUGUAAACUAAACGGAAUAGUAUGUUAUACGUGCUGUGUUACUGCUGAGAAAUGAGAUGAAUAUUGGAGAGGAGUGGAGCUGGGGGUGCGUGAUAUUGAUCUAAUAAGGAAGAGGAGAGAAAAACGUCGUUCGAUUACUUGAAAUCUUUUUAAAACUCGUUUGUUUUGGAACUCGAGACAAUCCCAGAGAUCGAUGUGCAAAAUAAUAUACGAGUUGCGGGUUAUAUGAAGCCGAGAAAGUUCCAGGACAGCUUCGAUUAGUUUCAGGUGCCGUUAUUAGGUUGAACAUCAUUGUGUAGUCGGUAGCAAACGAGGGAUAAUUGAAAUACUUGUUUCGAGCGUUAUACACGUACUCGGAUUUAUUUUUGUUAUAUGGACGAUAUCUAGUUAGAAAGAGGUAAAUUGAACAGCAUACGAAAGCGUGAAGAUAAAUCAAUCUGUUAAUAUUGUUGUGUGACGAAAAAGUCUUGUGCGCUGUGCUCAUGCUUGGACAAAAAUUAUUUUUAUGCAUUUUAUACCAUGUACAAAUGUAUGUAAAUUUGCGACGUCGAUAGAUUCCACAUUCGUUUCAAUAGCUAUGUAUCAAACAUGUCUGAGUCUGAGUUUCUCGUUAUCUCACAUUAUAUAGAGUACUAGAGAACUACUGUAUGUAUAUUGAAAUGAUAAACCAGAAGUAUAUAGUUCGAGAGUAUCUGACGAGGAACGACGAAUUCAUUUAUAGUUCGAAAGCGCGGCGCGAGAUGUGCGCGACAUUGAAACUAUAUUAAAGAAAAAUAGGUAACGAUUUGUUGUAAUUAAUAUAUAUAU